AUGAUUUUAUUCCUUAAACAUACUAAAAUAUAUAAUCGAAUAAUAUUAUAUCUGAAAAUAUAAAUGAAUAAAAAUAUACCCAAAAAAAUUAAUCUUUUGAAAAAAUAAUAAGCUAAAAAAACCUUUCAUCAAGCUAAAUAUAAAAUCAAGAAGAACAAGAAGAACAAAAAGAACAAGAAGAACAAGAAGAGCAAGAAUAAGAAGAUAAAGAUGAAUAAGUUAAUAUUGAAUAAUAAUAAAUGAU
Messenger RNA from Ichthyophthirius multifiliis, 244 nucleotides. RefSeq lists its product as hypothetical. The transcript has a single exon. The record is from RefSeq and is a predicted model, not a curated record. Lineage: Eukaryota; Ciliophora; Oligohymenophorea; Hymenostomatida.